Messenger RNA from Vicugna pacos (alpaca), 2101 nucleotides. It is a transcript of the gene DCAKD, whose product is annotated as dephospho-CoA kinase domain containing. NCBI's taxonomy places the organism in Eukaryota, Metazoa, Chordata, Mammalia, Artiodactyla, Camelidae. Gene Ontology annotation, biological process: coenzyme A biosynthetic process. The record is from RefSeq and is a predicted model, not a curated record. Gene Ontology annotation, molecular function: dephospho-CoA kinase activity; ATP binding.
UCGGGAGGCCGCUUGGCAUGCUGGGAGUUGUAGUUUGAUGCAGGUUCAGGGUUUCGGCCGUGAGCUCCAGAAUCCAGGGUUGAUUUCAGCCUGCCCUUAUUAGUGCCUGGGCCACAGGUGAGCCGUUAUUGGCUGCCGUUAAGGACCAUAACCAUUCCCGGGCAAAGACACCUGCUCAGGCUGAGAGCUGUCACCCACACUCAUCUCUCCAGAGCCAAGACUGCUGUCAGCAUGAUGCCUUAUAUGCAGUGCAGGCAAGAGGAGGAGGUCAGAGAGGUUGAAUGAAGUCUAAUGAAACAUGACCCAUGAAGAGUGGUUAUAGAGAAUGGUGGUGCUGAUGUGUGUGGACCCUGCCAUUCUUGCAGUUCACAGCUUAAGCGGGUCCUUCUGGUGUUCCUGUGGGGGACCUUCCCGACCUGCCAAGCUUCGCCUCCAGUGACUCCUGGCUCCUGGCUUAGCCUCACUGACCUCCCUCUUUCCUGGGAAGAUGUUCCUGGUGGGCCUGACAGGGGGCAUUGCCUCAGGCAAGAGCUCAGUGAUCCAGGUGUUCCAGCAGCUGGGUUGUGCGGUGAUUGACGUGGACGUCCUUGCCCGGCUCGUCGUCCAGCCGGGAUGCCCCGCCCACCGGCGCAUUGUGGAGGCCUUCGGCACCGAGGUCUUGCUGGAGAACGGCGACAUCGAUCGCAAGGUCCUGGGGGACUUGAUCUUUAACCAGCCUGACCGGCGGCACCUGCUCAACACCAUCACCCACCCUGAGAUCUUCAAGGAAAUGGUGAAGGAGACCUUCAAGUACUUUCUCCGGGGAUACCGCUACGUGAUUCUGGAUAUCCCUCUGCUGUUUGAGACCAAGAAGCUGCUCAAGUACAUGAAGCACACGGUGGUAGUAUACUGUGACCGGGACACACAGCUGGCCCGGCUGAUGCAGCGGAAUAACCUGAACCGUGAGGACGCAGAGGCCCGGAUCAAGGCCCAGCUGCCCCUGAAGGACAAGGCCCGCAUGGCCCACCAUGUGCUCGACAACUCAGGCGAGUGGAGCGUCACCAAACGCCAGGUGAUCCUCCUCCAUGCAGAGCUGGAGCGCUCCCUGGAGUACCUGCCACUAAGGCUCGGGGUCCUCACAGGGCUGGCUGGCAUUGCCAGUCUCCUCUACCUGCUCACCCACUACCUCCUGCCUUCCCCCUAGCUGGACCCUCGGGGGCAGGAAUUCUCAGGUCUCCAUCUCCUCAGAGGCUGGAACCAGGUAACAAAUGCAUCCUGUCUCCUCCCAGCUCAACACACACACUCUGAAUCUGAGCUGGAGCCCUGUGCCGGGCUCACCCUUCCUUGGAGUGCCUCGUGUCCCAGGCAGAGAAACAGCCCUCUGUUUCUCCUUCCCAUCUUCCCCAGGGCCCCUCCUUUUGGAACCACCGAUCAGUGUCCAUGAGGGGGUGUGAAAGCAACAACAGGUGACCAUUAGGAAUUUCUUGCGGGUGAGGAUGAGGAGCACUCUCUGUGGCCCUCACUUGUGUUUAAAGCUGGGAGGUUUCCUGGGCUGGAAUCUGUCCUAGCACAUGCCCCAUCAUGGCUAAAAGCCCCUCUCUGAACCAUGGGAUGUCAUUUUGGACCAAGGGCUGCCACCUUCAAACAGGAUUCUCCCAUAGGUUGAAGCCCUUGGCCAGGAUGCAGUAAGGAUCCCCUUAUGGUUAAGAGGCCAGGUCUCUUCUGGGAUGACACCCUUCCCACCAUGGCAUUUCCCCGGCACUCCCUGCACCCUGCUCCUACCUCCUGCUCCUUGUACUCCUCGCCUGAGUCUACAUGCACCAGGAUGUUUCUCACCUCUGUGCCUUUGCCUGGCUGCUCCCCCAAUCUGGAAUACCUUCCCUCCACCUUAUUUUAUUUUUUCUGCAACUGGCUAACUUCCAGCUCAGGCACCAUCUAGAGCCCCAGGCUGGGUUAGGUGCUGUGAGAUCCCAACCACCUCCACAUUUUACCUGAAUCCAUGAGCCAAAAGCCUACUAGACUGUAAGCCCUUUGAGGGCAGGGACUAUGUCUUAUUCAUCUCUGUGUUCCUGGUGCAGAGCCCGAUUCACCCUGGUGCUGAAUAAAGUGUGUUGAUCUGAAA